UUUCAUUCAAACAAGUUUGAAUCGUGAAUUCUAAUUAAAAAUUGUCGCAAUCUUUCAGAAAAUAUUGUUUAUAUAUUUCUAUUGUAUACAAAAUAUAUACAAAGAUCGAUCACGUAUAAAUAAAACGAUAUUGAAAUUUGAUAAACUGAUAAAAAAAUAUUUGAAGUCGUUAAAUAAUUUUAUGUAUAUUUCGAACAUACAUUACUGCAUAACGUCUUACAUUUUUAAGAAAUUUAAAUUGAAGCUAGAUAACUUGGCAUCUUUGUAUUUUAAAAAUUUCAAGGAACGUUGAAACUAACCUUACUUUUUCUAUUGUAUUAUACGAGAUAAAAUACUCGCUUUGUUACUUUAUUCUUGGUUUUUCUUUAAUGAAUCGCGCAUAGUGAUUUGUUUAAAUUAUAAAAACGUUGAACAAUGGAAACUGUACAAUUAGAAAGUUCGUCCGAAGAUGAUAAUGACAUAUACUUAAACCCUGUUGCAAAAUUGAAAGCCCUGAAAAAACAAACAUCGCAUUUCAACAAAGAAAAGGACCAAGAGAAGAAAGAUGAAAAAACAGAAGAAAUUGAAGUUAUAGAAGAUACUCCAACUGUUGAAACGUGUAGGGUGGUUAGAAGAACAAGGAACAAUCGGAAAACCUGUGGUCCUCGAACAAGAAAGCAAAGACAAACAAGAGCUCCAUCAGAACACGACUCAGAUUUAGAAAUUGUUUUUGUGGAAGACAAAUUGAAUUCGUUGGAAAAUGAUUUGAUAAUAGUAGAAAACAAUAUCCACGUUAACUCUAGCGACGAUGAAAACUAUGACAUAGAUAUUAAAAUCCUUUGGCGAUCCAAAAAUGUGCAUCGUUUGAAAAUUCGUUGCAAUGAAAACUUUCGAAAAGUUUUCGAGUAUUUUGCUAAUUUCGAACAAGUUUCUACGGAUGAGAUCUUAAUAACUAAAAACGAUAAAACCAUUAAAAAAGGCGAUACUCCAGCUUCCAUAAAUCUAUCUGUGAUCGAUAUACUUGAAGGAGGUAUUGUCACAAAAGGUAGUAAUACAUUGCAAAAUGACAUGGAAAACAAAGUUGAUGAAGAUACUCGUAUUAUAAAAGUACAGACAAAAAGCAAGAAGUAUCUAACGAUAUCGGUUAUGCGAGAUGAAAAUUUCGAAGCACUUUGGGCAAAAUGUGCACAGGAAUUAAAUAUCGAAGAGUCGAAAAUGAAACUUUACUUUGAUGGAGAAUUAAUUGCAAUGACAGAUACACCAGACUCAUUAGAAAUAGAAGACGAAGCUUGUUUCGAUCUUCAAAUAUCGUCCUAGUUUAGCAUUUUAAUUUUAUUUAUUGAACUAAUGUUAUUUAAAUUAUAAGUAAUUAGUGACAACAUAUUUCCAAACAA
This is a messenger RNA of Hylaeus volcanicus, 1373 nucleotides long. It is a transcript of the gene Rad60, whose product is annotated as DNA repair protein Rad60. Lineage: Eukaryota; Metazoa; Arthropoda; Insecta; Hymenoptera; Colletidae. Gene Ontology annotation, molecular function: protein binding. Gene Ontology annotation, biological process: cytokine production; positive regulation of transcription by RNA polymerase II. The transcript is spliced from 6 exons. The coding region runs from base 415 to 1296 and encodes 293 amino acids. The record is from RefSeq and is a predicted model, not a curated record.